AUGGCUUUGGGAGAUUUUAACGAGAUAAUGUGGGAUACGGAGAAGGAAGGUAGGGGCAAGCGAUCGGAGUGGCAGAUGGAGGCUUGCCGUUCGGCUGUGGAAAAUGCAGAUCUUCAUGAUUUGGGUUUUACAAGGCCAAAGUUUACGUGGGAGAGAGGCAAUACUGAAAUUAGUAGCAUUCGAGAAAGGCUAGAUAGAGCGGCUACUAACAGAGCGUGGAUGGGAAAGUUUUCUCAUUUUUUGGUAAGAAAUUUGGCUUGUUCAUAUUUGGACCAUUAUCUGCUUUUAGUUACUACUGAAAGGGCUAAAGCUGAGAGACGUUGCUUAUUUGCAAAAAGGAAACAAGUCUUAGAAGCCAUUUGGGCCAAUGAACAUGAUUGCAAAAGUAUAGUGGCAGAAGCUUGGGCAAAUGGUGACAACAAAACAAUGAGAAGAAGGCUACAAUGGACACGUAACCGGCUGUAUGUGUGGGGCAAAGAAAAGUUCCAAGGAUGA
Molecule: messenger RNA, 495 nt
Organism: Durio zibethinus
Lineage: Eukaryota; Viridiplantae; Streptophyta; Magnoliopsida; Malvales; Malvaceae
Source: RefSeq, a predicted model, not a curated record